GCGCUGCUGGCGCUGCUGCUGCUGCCUGGCCCCGGGAUUUUUGGAAGUCCCAGCACAGUGACACUUCCUGAAACCUUGUUGUUUGUGUCAACUCUGGAUGGAAGUUUGCAUGCUGUUAGCAAGAGGACAGGCUCGAUCAAAUGGACUUUAAAAGAAGAUCCGGUUCUGCAGGUUCCAACACAUGUGGAAGAGCCUGCCUUCCUCCCAGAUCCCAAUGAUGGCAGCCUGUAUACGCUUGGGGGCAAGAAUAAUGAAGGCCUGACGAAACUUCCUUUUACCAUCCCAGAGUUGGUACAGGCAUCCCCAUGCCGAAGUUCAGACGGAAUUCUCUACAUGGGUAAAAAGCAGGACAUUUGGUACGUUAUUGACCUUCUGACCGGGGAGAAGCAGCAGACUCUGUCAUCGGCCUUUGCAGACAGCCUCUGCCCUUCAACCUCUCUGCUGUAUCUUGGGCGAACGGAGUACACCAUCACCAUGUACGACACCAAAACCCGUGAGCUCCGGUGGAACGCCACCUACUUCGACUACGCAGCCUCUCUGCCCGAGGACGACGGGGACUACAAGAUGUCCCACUUUGUGUCCAACGGCGACGGGCUGGUGGUGACCGUGGACAGUGAAUCCGGCGACGUCCUGUGGAUCCAAAACUACGCUUCCCCCGUGGUGGCCUUUUAUGUUUGGCAGAGGGAGGGUCUGAAGAAGGUGAUGCACAUCAACGUCGCCGUGGAGACCCUGCGCUACCUGACCUUCAUGUCUGGGGAGGUGGGCCGCAUCACCAAGUGGAAGUACCCGUUCCCCAAGGAGACGGAGGCCAAGAGCAAGCUGACGCCCACCCUGUAUGUUGGGAAAUACUCUACCAGCCUGUAUGCCUCCCCCUCCAUGGUUCACGAGGGGGUCGCCGUUGUGCCCCGAGGCAGCACUCUUCCUUUGCUGGAAGGCCCCCAAACCGACGGGGUCACCAUUGGGGACAAAGGGGAGUGUGUGAUCACGCCCAGCACAGACCUCAAGUUUGACCCUGGGCUCAAAGGGAAGAACAAGCUCAACUACCUGAGGAACUACUGGCUUCUGAUCGGACACCAUGAAACCCCCCUGUCUGCGUCUACCAAGAUGCUGGAGAGAUUCCCCAACAACCUGCCCAAACAUCGGGAAAACGUGAUUCCUGCCGAUUCAGAGAAGAAGAGCUUUGAGGAAGUUAUCAACCUGGUUGACCAGACUUCAGAAAACGCGCCUACCACCAUCUCACAGGAUGUGGAAGAGAAAUACGAGCAUGCCCCUGCCAAGCCCGAGGCCCCCGUGGACUCCAUGCUCAAGGAUAUUGCCACCAUCAUCCUGAGCACCUUCCUGCUCAUCGGCUGGGUGGCCUUCAUCAUCACCUACCCCUUGAGCAUGCAUCAGCAGCAGCAGCUCCAGCACCAGCAGUUCCAGAAGGAACUAGAGAAAAUCCAGCUCCUACAACAGCAGCUGCCCUUCCAUCCACCUGGAGACAUGGCUCAAGAUGCUGAGCUCUUGGACUCGUCCGGCCUGUACUCCGAGAGCUCAGGCACCAGCAGCCCCAGCACGUCCCCCAGAGCCUCCAACCACUCGCUGCACUCCACUGGCUCAGCCUCCAAGGCUGGCACCAGCCCCUUCCUGGAGCAGGACGAUGAGGAUGAGGAAACCAGCAUGGUGAUCGUUGGGAAGAUUUCAUUCUGUCCCAAGGACGUGCUGGGUCACGGAGCUGAGGGCACAAUUGUGUACCGGGGCAUGUUUGACAACCGCGAUGUGGCCGUCAAGAGGAUCCUCCCGGAGUGUUUCAGUUUUGCGGACCGCGAAGUUCAGCUGCUUCGAGAAUCAGAUGAGCACCCCAACGUGAUCCGUUACUUCUGCACAGAGAGGGACCGGCAGUUCCAGUACAUUGCCAUCGAGCUGUGUGCAGCCACCCUGCAGGAGUACGUGGAGCAGAAGGACUUUGCCCACCUCGGCCUGGAGCCCAUCACCUUGCUGCAGCAGACCACCUCGGGCCUGGCCCACCUGCACUCCCUCAACAUUGUUCACAGAGACCUGAAGCCCCACAACAUUCUCCUCUCCAUGCCCAACGCACAUGGCAGGACCAAGGCCAUGAUCUCGGACUUCGGUCUCUGCAAGAAGCUGGCGGUAGGCCGGCACAGUUUCAGCCGCCGCUCAGGAGUUCCGGGCACGGAAGGCUGGAUCGCUCCAGAGAUGUUGAGCGAAGACUGCAAGGACAACCCGACCUACACAGUGGACAUCUUCUCUGCAGGCUGUGUCUUUUACUACGUGAUCUCGGAGGGCAGCCACCCUUUUGGCAAGUCCCUGCAGCGGCAGGCCAACAUCCUCCUGGGUGCCUACAGCCUUGACUGCUUGCACCCCGAGAAGCACGAAGAUGUCAUUGCCCGGGAAUUAAUAGAGAAGAUGAUUGCGAUGGAUCCUCAGAAACGCCCGUCCGCGAAGCACGUGCUGAAACAUCCGUUCUUCUGGAGCCUGGAAAAGCAGCUCCAGUUCUUUCAGGACGUGAGUGACCGAAUAGAAAAGGAGUCCCUGGACGGCCCGAUAGUGAAGCAGCUGGAGCGAGGCGGGAGAGCUGUGGUGAAGAUGGACUGGAGGGAAAACAUCACCGUCCCCCUGCAGACAGAUCUGCGGAAAUUCAGAACCUAUAAAGGUGGCUCUGUUCGAGACCUCCUCCGAGCCAUGAGAAACAAGAAGCACCACUACCGGGAGCUCCCCGUGGAGGUGCGGGAGACGCUGGGCUCCCUCCCUGACGACUUCGUGCGCUACUUCACGUCCCGCUUCCCCCACCUCCUCUCCCACACCUACCGGGCCAUGGAGCCGUGCGGCCACGAGCGGCUCUUCCAGCCCUACUACUUCCACGAGCCCCCAGGGCCCCGGCCUCCAUUGACUCCAGACACCCUUUGAGCCAGGGUGGUCCUCCGUUCUGGUGGCCGCAGCUGUGACUGUGGGCCUGGUCUCUACAAGCCCGAGCCUGACGCCUCCCGGCUGGGCAAGGAGACCAGGCUCCCAAACCAAGUGCCUUGAGCUGUCCACAGUGCAGCCAGCAGGGGAUGAUGCCGACCCCAGGAAGCGGGAACCAUGACCCGUUCUGACCUGUAGGGAGCUGGGAAGAUGCUGACCACGAAAGUUCUGCAUUCGGGGGUCCUCUGCCAAGGAGGGCCCAUCCCAGAGGCAGCGACAGAAGCAUCCUCCACCUUCUCCUGGAUGCACUUGCUUCAGACCUACACUUUCUUUUUUAAACUUCCUGUUUGAUGUCAGCCUGUGGGCCUGUAAGGAAGAGAGAGGAGGGAAUCCCACGUUUUGCCUGCGUGUGGGACCAGGAGCAUCUCUCUCCCUGGCCAGCGAGGCUAAGAGGCACUAAGCACAGCUUCUGCUCGAAGUGGGGCUCCAGAGGUGAGGGGUGUUACGGAGGAGGAAGUCGUUCAGAGCGUGUCGUUCCUGGGGAUCGGAGAUGCCUCACUCAUCACGGACGCACCCAGAGUUUCCCAGCUCACUCUGACCAGUGUUCUUUGGGGGCAGCGAGAGUCUUGAGUGUGAGGCGCAGCGUUGGGACAGGUGAGCACCGCACACUGGAAGAUGAGGCCGUGUCUGCAGAUCUCUUAGAAACGAAGAGGACGCUCUGUCCUGAGUCCACGGUAGCCCAGUGCAUCAGUGGCCUUUGGUGGAUUUGGGGGAUGUUUAGGAGCAUUUGGGGGCAAGAGGUGAUAAGUUCCCCAUCAAGAAGAGCAACACCCAGGCAGAAACAGGCCUUUGGGACCAGAGGGGAGCAGGCCAGAUGGGACACUCAAGGCCACCGUGGGGGAGUCCUGGGCCAGCAGGUGGGCAAUGUGGCUCCUCUGUCCCUGGAGCCAGCAGGACGGGCCAGGGGGUCGGGAGAAGAGGCCAGGGUCACCACGGGCUUCGUGGGCAGGCUUUUAUGUUUCUCUUGGCAGAUUUUAAUAACUUUAUAUUUUGAUCAUACUGUAGAAUGCUAUGUUAGCAUAAGUAAGCUGAACUUGAAGCUUCCUUGUGAAGAAGAUAAAUGCAAGAUAUAUAAUUCACUUUUUAUUUUGUGGGUACCAAAAGUCUCCAUCCCCUCCAGAGAGAGCGUUCACGUUCAGAACAUGCUCUGCUGCUGAAGAGUAAAACAGUGUAGCAAGGCUAUAUACAUCCAUUAAACAACUUCAAAGUCAUAGUCCCUAAAUUAUGUCAAUAUCUUUUUUUGCUAAAAUUAGUGUAGUUUUUAACUUUAGUUUCAGUCAGAAAUUCCUGUCUUUUCCUCUACCGAGAGCCUUAGCGGUUAAAUGUGAGCAGGGUACAGCGUGGAGGUAUUCCCCGUGUCCUUUGUCCAGCCGGGUGAGUGGGUCCCUGCACUUCAUUCAGUGCUGGGGUGCUCGGAGACUCCACUCGGGAGUAAGGAUGUUACUGACGGACCGAGAACUCACUGUUUUCUUCUGUGAAAUGCUUCCUGAUGGUGGAUUGGACUGAGGGCCACUCCUCAAAAGCUCUCCUUCUGUCUUCGUAGAAUUCAGUUCCCUUCCUUUCAUAAUGCCCGGAGUCACUUUUUUCCUUAAAUUCACAUUAUCCUCCAUCUGCGUUAUCCUCCACCCUCCCCGGUUAUCUCGUCUAGACCUGGGAACCCCGGUGUUCUGGGCUGGCCUUGUGGUGAGUCUUCUGCCAUACCGCCCGUUUUUCAGGAACCCGGCCAGAUGCCUGCCCUCUCCCUGCUCUGCUGCAUCCACGCCAUUGUCCC
Molecule: messenger RNA, 4735 nt
Organism: Neomonachus schauinslandi (Hawaiian monk seal)
Lineage: Eukaryota; Metazoa; Chordata; Mammalia; Carnivora; Phocidae
Gene: ERN1
Product: endoplasmic reticulum to nucleus signaling 1
Exons: 22
Coding region: 334-2907 (857 amino acids)
Biological process (GO): IRE1-mediated unfolded protein response; intrinsic apoptotic signaling pathway in response to endoplasmic reticulum stress; protein phosphorylation
Cellular component (GO): IRE1-TRAF2-ASK1 complex
Molecular function (GO): ATP binding; RNA endonuclease activity; protein serine/threonine kinase activity
Source: RefSeq, a predicted model, not a curated record